Molecule: messenger RNA, 2439 nt
Organism: Anopheles gambiae (African malaria mosquito)
Lineage: Eukaryota; Metazoa; Arthropoda; Insecta; Diptera; Culicidae
Gene: Pop2
Product: CCR4-NOT transcription complex subunit 7
Exons: 4
Coding region: 731-1915 (394 amino acids)
Cellular component (GO): CCR4-NOT complex; CCR4-NOT core complex; P-body
Molecular function (GO): nucleic acid binding; poly(A)-specific ribonuclease activity
Source: RefSeq, a predicted model, not a curated record
UUUUUUCUACCCCAUUGUUGCAGUGCAGCUAAAACUAUCGCGUUUCGACGACCCGCAAGCAGUUGGGAGGGAAUUUGCGUGGUGUUUUUUGCAAGGUUUCUGGAUAGAUUCUUCAUCAAUCCAUCCGUCUGCGUUGCGUAUCGUGCGGCUCGACAAAAAGGAAUCAGUAAAGGCACGGAAUCAGAGCCUGUAUCGUAACGCCCCGUUUGGAAGAGAGGAACGAUGUACACCGCGCAAAGCUGAAGUGGGAAAGUGGAAAACAAAAAAAAGCAAUAAAAAAGAACCUGGCACCAUUAAGCGUUGGGCUAAGAAUGGCGAUUGAUGGUCGGCACUAGGAAGCAAUGUACUGUAAUCAUUUAUUAGGAACAUCAUUCGAAACGAAACAAAUCUAUGACCCUCGAUGUAUCCAGCCCGAUCCGACUGAGUGUGACAUUGAACGUGGAAAAGCCAAAAAGGUCACAAUUGCAGGCGGUUGCCAUUGAAUUUCCUCCGGGAGACAGGGCCACCAAAUUAAUUGCACAACGAACCGGGUUGUAAAAAAAAAAACGACGAACCGAACGAAAUUAUCCUGCCCGUAAGCAUUUCCGGAGAACGGUCCGGCACGGUGGUUAGCACAGAGGUUUUUUUUUUUCGUGAAACCCGUACCAAAACGCACACGCACCCAAAGCAAGGCAUUUUAAAGGAUUGAGGGACGCAACAGCUGCUUCAAGCUGAGGCACGCAUAUAGGCAAUGCCAUCGGCGGUUAGUGGCGGCGGAGGAGGUCACGGCGGCGGUGGUGGUGGAGGUGGCGGCGGCGGUGGCGGCAAUAUGAAUCCGCAGACGAACGAGGAGUGCGGCAUACGGGACGUGUGGCGCCACAACCUGGACGAGGAGUUCCGCACCAUACGGCUGAUCGUGCAGAAGUACCAUUACGUCGCGAUGGACACGGAGUUCCCGGGUGUGGUCGCCCGGCCCGUCGGUGAGUUCCGGUCGUCGGCCGACUACCAGUACCAGAGCCUGCGGUGCAACGUGGACCUGCUGCGCAUCAUCCAGCUCGGGCUGACGUUCAUGGACGACGACGGGCGCACGCCGGCCGGCUUCUCCACCUGGCAGUUUAACUUCAAGUUCAACCUGAGCGAGGACAUGUACGCGCAGGACUCGAUCGACCUGCUGCUCAACUCGGGCAUCCAGUUCAAGAAGCACGAGGAGGACGGCAUCGACCCGCAGGACUUUGCCGAGCUGCUGAUGACGUCCGGUAUCGUGCUGAUGGACAACAUCAAGUGGCUCAGCUUCCACUCCGGCUACGACUUUGCCUACCUGCUGAAGCUGCUCACCGACCAGAACCUGCCGGCGGAGGAGGGCGACUUUUUCGAGCUGCUGCGGAUCUACUUCCCGACCAUCUACGACGUGAAGUAUCUGAUGAAGUCGUGCAAAAAUCUCAAGGGCGGCCUGCAGGAGGUGGCCGACCAGCUGGAGCUGCGGCGGGUCGGCCCCCAGCACCAGGCCGGCUCGGACUCGCUGCUCACCGGGAUGGCGUUCUUCAAGAUGCGAGAGAUGUUCUUUGAGGACAAUAUUGACAAUGCCAAGUACUGUGGGCAUCUGUACGGGCUCGGCACAUCCUUCGUCGCGAACGGCAACAAUUCGGCACCGGGCGGAGGUGGAAGCGGCGGCGGUGGUGGUGCCGGCAGCGGCGGCAACAGCGGUACGGGUGGAUCGGGCGGCACCGGCGGUGGUGCUUCCUCCGGCACGGGCGGCAACAGCGGCAACAGCAACACGACCGGAGGCAACAGCGCAAACAACAACAGCAAUAGUACGCAAUUAAGCUAUUUAUUCCUUCCUUCCCUCCUUCCCGCACUCGAUACUCCAGAUCACUCUUACUCUAUCCCUCUCUUUCUCUCUCUCUCUUUCGAACUUUCUAUCUCCUCCCCUGUUUGACCGUAUUUGAGCUAGUUUGAGCCAUUGGUUUGCGUUAAAACAGACACUUCUUCUCGUUGGUUUGUGAACAUGCGAUUUAGAUCGUACUAUUUCUUGCAGGUAAACCGGAGCGGUAGAGCCAGCCAGGAGAGGGGAAUGGAACCGUGUCUAGGAGGCGCACAAUCCCAUAACCCACAGCACGGCACACCCGUGAUUGAGGAGCAGUCUUUAUGUUUUUCGCGGAUUCGAUCAGCGCUGGAUUCGAACAACGUGUGCCGGUCAUCAGCCAUCCCUUGUUGCGUCGUGGUCGUGCGCAGGAACGAGCGUUUCCGGGUUGGAUUGGCUUCCAGCGAAUUGUUAAAAAAUCCUUCCCUGUCCACACACACAUACACCGCUUGGGAGUGAUUGUUGCUGCAGACGAACCGAUUACGAUAAGACAUACAAAGUUUACGACCUUGACCCUUUGCAAAGUGAUUAAGUGUAGAAAAUGGGAAAAAUUCAGCAGGUGUAAUAAUAAUAAAAAAAACCACACACACAGUUGUCAA